AUACCUUCAUCUUCGCUUUUGCAAACUUCAACAGGAUAUCGAUUGUUUUACUGCAGACUGUUUUACUGCACGAUAUCUGUUAUCUUUUGUUAUGACCUCCGCGCCGGUUGCACCAGUUGAUGUUCCUCCAUAUCAACUACAACCUCUGAUCGCCUCGGUGCUGGAUAGGGUGGCUCGACCAUCCGCUCCGUCUUCAACGAUAUGCUGUGCACAAGCACUAGGUGCCGAGAUCUAUGUUGGAUGCUCCGACGGAGAAUUGCUGCGAUUCGCCCUGCAACCUGGGAGCAACGUCACGCCAGACUCGUAUAGCCUCCAGUCGCGGCAGAGCGUCGUAGUCGGGAAGCCAAUCAAAGAGAUCAUCUUGGUUCCAAGCAUUUCACGUGCACUGCUCCUCGCUGAUGGUCAAGUCUAUAUAUACACCCUCCCGUCCCUUGACAUGGUUCCUUCAAGCGUAAUUAGGCCAAUACGGGGUGUGGUGACCAUCGCGGCAGAUGAAGAGCACCUACGACGUCCGGCUGCAAGCGCGUCAUCUCAGGGUGUUCAGCCUGUCGAUUUCUGCGUGAUCAAGAAGAGUUCUAUCGAGAUGUACAGCUUGCAGGAGAGACUGAAGUACCACUCUCCCAUGCCGUUGCCUUCGGGUGUCGUUGUCGCAAAACGUACAGGACAAUACGUCUGUAUUGCAGACGAGCGAAACUACAGCCUUAUCAACUUGAAUUCGGGACAAAUGUUCGAGGUGCUUCCAUUGAACCAAGCAGGAGACGACUUCAGAGUCAAGCCGUCAGUCACCGUGAUCAACGAGUGUGAAUUUUUGAUGCUCUCGUGGACCGGGAACAAUACGCUGGGAGUUUUUAUCACAGGCGAGGGAGACCCCGUUCGUGGAACAUUGGAGUGGCCACUGUAUCCGGACGCAUUGUUCGACGAAGGAUUGUCAGUGAACGGCAGUGACUAUCGUGACACGAAUCAGUCAGCAAUGGAAUUCAUCGUCGCACCACAGCGCAGCGCAGCGGAGGAAGCAUGCGACUGUUCACGUAACGAUGAGGCCCACAUGACAUACGGCAUACAGCAGCGCGUCUUCUGCCUCGACUAUCCAUACACGACCGCACUGUUACCCAGCGACACGAUCGAGAUCCACAACAUCGAGACGCUGACGAUCGUUCAGGUCGUCCCUGCGCCUCCAGCCUCCCCGAUACCGACGCCAGGCGCCCAGGAAGCAGCGGACAGAAACAUCCUGGUAGCAUGCAUGCGUGGAUUCCUCGUCCCAUCAACUCAGCGUUUGGACAAGCUGCGCCGCACGCCGGUGCGGCUUGUGCGGAAGCGAGAGCCUGACGCUGAGGGCAGUGCGCGCGCGGAGCCGGAGCGGGAGGCAGGGGAAGGGGAGGCGCUUAUGAUCUAAUCUAAUCUGGUUCUUAGACGUGUAAUCAGCAGUGUUACGUACAAUUGAGCUCUUCGCCC
Molecule: messenger RNA, 1452 nt
Organism: Laetiporus sulphureus 93-53
Lineage: Eukaryota; Fungi; Basidiomycota; Agaricomycetes; Polyporales; Laetiporaceae
Exons: 8
Coding region: 92-1393 (433 amino acids)
Biological process (GO): autophagy; endosomal vesicle fusion; vesicle-mediated transport
Cellular component (GO): fungal-type vacuole membrane; cytoplasm
Source: RefSeq, a predicted model, not a curated record